AUCUCUCCUUCCCCAUCUUCUCUAUCCCAAACCCUUCUCUCUCUUCUUCAUCAGUUCAAAGUUCAGAUUUAAGUUUUCAAAAAAACCCAAAAAAUGGAUCGUCAAUCAGCAUUCUCCAUAGCAUUCAUCUGCAUAAUCAUCGCUACCGUCGGCGGUCAAUCUCCGGCGUCAUCUCCAACAUCUCCCAUUCCAAAACCACCAACAUCAUCUCCUCCAACCGCUGUCGCCGUUCCUCCAACUCCAGUUGUAUCAUCACCUCCACCUGCAAUAACUCCAAUCGCAUCUCCUCCUCCAACAGUAGUUCAAACACCACCACCUGUAGCAUCUUCACCACCACCGGCGGUAUCUACUCCUCCUCCAUCACCGGCGGUAUCUACUCCUCCUCCAUCACCGGCACCUGUAUCAUCACCACCACCUGCACCACUUGCUUCUCCACCGGCGUUAGUUCCUGUACCUGCACCGAGCAACUCAACUACAUCGCCUGUACCGGCAGUAUCACCAUCGUCGCUUUCUAGUCCUCCAGCUCCUCCUGCUGGAGCUCCUGGACCUAGCGUAGAGCAGACUAUUGCUCCAACACCGCCACCUUCAGCUUCCGAUCAGAGUGGAGUGGAGAAGAUUUGGUCAGUGCAAAAGAUGGGUGGAAGCAUGAUAAUGGGAUUGAUUCUUGUUUGUUUGGUUAAUUAAUUUAGUAAUAUUUUAAUUUGAAUUUAAUCAUGUUAUUAUUAUUAUUAUUAUUGAUAUUUGUACUACUAUAGUCCUUAUUUUUAGGUUGUUUACUUGAGAGGGACUAUAGUAGUAGUUCACUUUUAUAUAUUUUGAGAUUUUGGUGGAUUCUUUUGGAUGGAUAUGAAUGGAGAUUAUUAUUUUUACUUU
Molecule: messenger RNA, 873 nt
Organism: Impatiens glandulifera
Lineage: Eukaryota; Viridiplantae; Streptophyta; Magnoliopsida; Ericales; Balsaminaceae
Product: classical arabinogalactan protein 9-like
Exons: 2
Coding region: 94-684 (196 amino acids)
Cellular component (GO): plasma membrane
Source: RefSeq, a predicted model, not a curated record